This is a messenger RNA of Amoebophrya sp. A25, 384 nucleotides long. Lineage: Eukaryota; Dinophyceae; Syndiniales; Amoebophryaceae. The record is from the annotation of a GenBank genome assembly.
CUUAACUCCUUCUGUAAUCGUGUUCCGGACUUUCGAGGAUCUUGAACAUUGUGCUGACUCCUUUUUCGAAGACAACAAGGACAUUCCUCUCAUGAUCGCAGUAGCAUACUCACCAAAACCGUUGUCAACAACAUCUUUUCCCCAAGCCGACUUGGAUCCAGCAGUGGAGUGGACUGAGAUUCGCAGAGGCUUCGUUUUGCCGAAGUGGUGGAGUCCAGACAGUCAUGAUGCACAUCUGUUGAAUGUGCAAAACCGAACCAAGAGCAGUUGUGCAACUGCCACUGCCCUGGAGAAAAAUCUUCUUCCUGGUGGUUGUGAAUCUUCAAUUUCCAACAUGCAACGCGAGUAUGACCAGUCUCUUGAGGACGAGCAACAUGAAACAUC